This is a messenger RNA of Sardina pilchardus (European sardine), 2008 nucleotides long. RefSeq names its product PH domain containing endocytic trafficking adaptor 2 (gene pheta2). Gene Ontology annotation, cellular component: recycling endosome; early endosome; trans-Golgi network. The transcript is spliced from 4 exons. The record is from RefSeq and is a predicted model, not a curated record. The coding region runs from base 148 to 954 and encodes 268 amino acids. Gene Ontology annotation, biological process: receptor recycling; retrograde transport, endosome to Golgi; endosome organization. Lineage: Eukaryota; Metazoa; Chordata; Actinopteri; Clupeiformes; Clupeidae.
CAAAAGCAGCUUUUGUUACCAGGAAGUAGGUCGAGUUAUUUAUAUUUCAACACUUGUCCUGCAGGACUUACAAGAGGGCGGGUGGUUGUAACUUGAAACUUUGUCAAAAUAUCAUCCUGUUCUUCACACGACCCAGGGGGCGCUGGGAUGAAGAUCCAUGAGAAACUUUUAACUCAUUACCUGUCCUGCCCUUCACCUGUCGAUAAAGAGGGAUAUCUCUUUAAAAAGAGGGAGCGAAACACCUCGUACCAGAGACGCUGGUUUGUUUUAAAGGGAAACCUGCUCUUCUACCAGGAACGGCCAGCGGAUCGCCACUUGCUGGGGGUCAUCGUUUUGGAGGGCUGCACUGUGCAGCCCAAUCUACCGGAAGGCCAGCACUGUUUCUCGCUGGUGUUCACAGGCCUUGGACUGAGGACCUACAGGCUUGCAGCAGAGGAUUGCCUAAGCCAGGAGAGUUGGGUCCAUGCCCUUCACUCUGCCAGCCACACCUGCCUGUCAGUGCUGGUGAAGGAGCUGGGCAGGCUGUACGAAGAGGCUAAAAGAGCCUCUGGUGAAUCCACUCAGUCCUCUGCUUUGGCAGGAAAAGGACUCAACCAAUCGAUGGCCACGUAUAAUCCAGGGUCCUCGUACUACCUGCAGGGCAAAGGGCCAGCCAUGAGAGAUGCGUGGGCUCACGGUCGCAGCCACACACUUCCGGCCCCUCAGGUCGCCGUCAAAGCCACCAGUAAGAGGUCCCCCAAACUCUGGCCCAAAAGAAACGCACUUGUCACACCCUUAAAUGGUCCUGCACCAACCUACGGGGAGUGGCCUUUAGUGGGCUCAGAUACAUUAGAGGAUUUCAGCAAACUACACGAGCACUAUGGCAUAGAGGUGAGGCAGCUGAAAGCUGAUUGGCUGAGAAAGAAACGUGAGGAGGCAGGACACAUUGAGGAGGACCUGAUUGAUCUUGGAUAAGCGAAAAAAUGGCGGCAUUUGGCAACUGUAACAUGAGGAACUGCCCCUUCCCUUUUCAUCAUAUCCUCUAUUGUUUCUCCAAAACCUUUUCAGGGAGGCUUGACCUUGCGUUUUCCCCCUCACAUGUUUUCAAAUAAGAGAUGGUGUCAUCUUCAUUGUGUUUAUAGCCACAAACCUGCUCGGGUCGGUACACCAUUAAAGAGAAGUGAAUUAGCCUAUAUGGGACUGUUGUUAUGCUCUCUGUUUAAGCCACAUACAUUGAUGUGGGUUAAAUUGAGAACACGAGUGUUCAUAUGGCACAGACAGGAGAGCGGUCAAGCAUAAGACUCAGGGCCUUUUGAAUGAAUAAUUCACAGCGUCGCUGUCCAAACAUGACUCCCCUUAUCUACUCUGGUUCUCUCUCCCUUGCCAGGGAUUUUUCUGUUUUCUACUUAAUCUGAAAACAUCUAUCUUUUUGUUAGGUGAUAAGAUGGUAUUACCUCCAGUACAAUAUACACUCGCAAUACACAUACUAAAUGUAUGUUUUAAGCAAAACCUAUGUGGCCAUACAAAGCCCCCCGAAGGAACUAUUGCAAGGUGUGCUUUGUUUUCUGUGAAAUGAUUUCUACUCUGUAGUGGCACAACAUUAUCAAUUCAUCCUGGAUUGCAAAUAUGGACUUUUUGAUGUGCACUUUCUUAUUUAUGGCCUUGAUCCUGUUGUUAGACUUCCGAACAUAGGACACAACAUGGAAUACUUUUGUUAUAGUGGGAUAAUGCAUGGUCUGAUAAAGCUUAAUUGGAUUGGAUUGAAUUGAAUUAGUUGGUCCACAAAUAAAGCGUACUGUAGAAAUUGGACCAUCAGGUAUUGAUAGCAAUGUUUGACGCACAAGCAAAAAUGUAAAAAGCUUUUCUCUCCAAAACAUUUUUGCCUCUGGUGUGAUGAAUUAAUAUGCACAAUGUGGUUUGGGUUUGAUUGCCAAAAUGGGAUGGUGAAGGAAAAUAUAAAUUACAUGUAUGUUUUAUGCAGAUGUUGUGCUGAAUAUUUUCAUAGUAAAAAUCAUUUUAAAAACCUAAA